AUGGCCUUCCGUUUCAACUGGCCAGAAUUCGAUCAUGAAUUUUAUAUCGAAGCAAAAUCACAACUGGAAACUGCAAUGAAUAAAGGCAACAAGCCUUCUGUCAUCGUAGACCACAUCACAGUAAAGGAAUUACAUAUGGGCACACAGCCUCCAGAGUUAGAGAUACUCGAGAUUGGAGAGCUUGCUAAUGACAAGUUCCGGGGUAUUUUCAAGUUGAAUUACGCUGGCGAUGCUUACAUUGAGGUGCAAACUAAAGUCCAAGCAAAUCCCAUGCACGCCAAAGUCUCUGAAUUACCACGCCAUUCCCGUCCCAGCAUCCUUGCUGCUGAUCAGCCCUUGGUAGUGCCUAUGAUUCUUCGCAUCAGUGACCUCAAAUUGCGAGGCAUUGUCGUAUUGGUCGUAUCAAAGACCAAAGGAGUAACACUUGUAUUCAAAAACGACCCCUUGGAAAGCAUUCGCGUCAGCUCCACCUUUGAUAGCGUCUCGAUCCUCCGAGAUUUUUUGCAACGUCAGAUUGAAGCACAAUUACGAAACUUGCUCCAGGAAGAUUUACCGGUGAUGAUCCACAACUUGAGCUUACGAUACAUCCAAUCCGAAGAAGAAAAGAAAAAAUUGAAGGAGCAAGAAGAAAGACGAACCAAGUUAUUACAGCAGCAGCAACAAGAGCGAUUAUCUGUUUCUUCUGAACCUCCUUUUACGAUGCGUCGUGCAUUUUCAAGUUGGUCCAUGGCGAGCACGCCUUUCACUGCUCCACUGAUGCGUGCUAGAUCCAAUACCUAUUACAGCGAUGAUCUCACCAUGCCUGAACUUGAUGCAAACUAUCCUCUGACGCCUCGAUCGCAGCCUAGCAGCAUUUGUACACCCCUCACAGGCACAUUUGAUUUGAAUGAUGACUAUGCUUGCUAUGAUGACUAUUUGACUGUGAGCUCUACGACAACACCAACCUUUCCGAAUACUACGUACGAAAAGAGCGUUUCUCAGUUUGAUUUAGCAGGUGGCUGCAGGACAGCGCCCAUGACCGCCGCUAAUCUCUUUACGCACAAUCGUCAAUACAACAACAAUAGCAUCAAUCAAUUGGGUAUCAGUCCCUUAUUCCAUAAAGAAUACCAUCCCUUGACAGCCAUGAUGUACGCAGCACAACAACAAGAUACAUUAUCAGAAACGGGCCUAUCCACACCCUCCAUGGCCGAUAUCUACAGUGAAGCAGAUGCUCCCUGGUACGCUGUCGAGGGACCCGAAUUAGGCCCAUCGUACAUUGCACCUGCAGAGACUGAAUUUUUGGAUGAUAAAACCAUUAUUUUGAAGCCAUCAGACAACACGAUGGCAGCUAAAUUAUCGCUGCUGACAAGUGUCAACUAUACCUUAUCCCCUCUCACCGAGUCGAUAUCAAACUUUACUUUCCGUAGCCUGCCGCAUGUGAAAAAGUCAAACAGCACCCUAUUGCGCAACAAGAAAGUGCCAAAAAGACGUAUUACAAGACUGAAUAUGUCUGUGCCUCGCCUUUAA
This is a messenger RNA of Mucor velutinosus, 1506 nucleotides long. RefSeq lists its product as uncharacterized. NCBI's taxonomy places the organism in Eukaryota, Fungi, Mucoromycota, Mucoromycetes, Mucorales, Mucoraceae. The coding region runs from base 1 to 1506 and encodes 501 amino acids. The transcript has 3 exons. The record is from RefSeq and is a predicted model, not a curated record. Gene Ontology annotation, molecular function: lipid binding. Gene Ontology annotation, cellular component: ERMES complex. Gene Ontology annotation, biological process: mitochondrion organization; phospholipid transport.